Strongylus vulgaris is the source of this 624-nucleotide messenger RNA. The record is from the annotation of a GenBank genome assembly. NCBI's taxonomy places the organism in Eukaryota, Metazoa, Nematoda, Chromadorea, Rhabditida, Strongylidae.
AUGCAUUUUACAGUAUCAAACCAAAACUAUUGGUAUCCACCCACCGUUUCCUCGAACGUUGACGGUCUUAUCGCUGCAGUGAACAAUAUUACUACAAUGGCCUGUCCAGGGCCAAAUGGAUGUUCAGCAAGUCAGAAUAUCAAACGUUCUUUUGCAAAUAACUGUCCACGUCCAAUUAUGGCAACUCUAAAAAAUGUGCUGGCUAUGCCAGAUCUCGCUAUCCCCAACUCUGUCAUCCUCGUUGUCACACGCUCUUCACCGGAAGACUAUAGUCUUGUCAACGGCAUGAUUCAACAAUUGACUGAGAGUAGAGCUCAAGUAAGUCUGAACUUACCAAAGUUGAAUUUCUGCAACACCUUUAUCCAGGUUAACUUUGUGCUUACUGGCACAUCAUCACCAUGUGGUGAAGGAUGGAAUACCCCAUCAUCAAACGCUUUCUUCACUGCUACCAGCUAUAGUGAUGGAGAUGUUUUUAUGUCUCCCACUGAUUUUACUGUAAACUUCCUGCAACAGUAUGUUCCAUCUUUGUACCGAUCGGGUGGUCUCGAUGUCGGCGGCACACCUAACUGCAACUACGACGAGUUUUUGUUCCAGGUACAUUUGGAACUUUGGAUAUUGUUGUGA